This is a messenger RNA of Carcharodon carcharias (great white shark), 714 nucleotides long. Its product is annotated as repetitive proline-rich cell wall protein 1-like. The record is from RefSeq and is a predicted model, not a curated record. The coding region runs from base 1 to 714 and encodes 237 amino acids. Lineage: Eukaryota; Metazoa; Chordata; Chondrichthyes; Lamniformes; Lamnidae. The transcript is spliced from 3 exons.
AUGAUCCUGGUAUACAUGCUGCUGGUGUAUAGCCUCCUCGUGUACAGAUUCCUGGUGUACAGCUUCAUUGUGUACAGCCUCCGGGUGUACAUCCGACUGGUGUACAGAAUCCUGGUGCACAGGCUCCUGGUGUACAGACCCCUGGUUUACAGCCUCCUGGUCUACAGCCUCCUGCUGUACAAACUCCUGGUGUACACGCUGCAGGUGUACAGACAACUGCUGUAUAUCCUGCUUGUAUUCCUGGUGUACGUCUUCUUUGUUUACAUCCACCUGGUGUACAGCCUCAUUGUGUACAGCAUCAUUCUUUAUAGCCUCAUUAUUUACAACCUCAUUAUUGACAGCCUCAUUGUAUACGGCGUCAUUGCAAUCACCAUCCUGAGCUUCAUGGUGUACAGCCUCCUAGUGUACAUCCGACUGGUGUACAGCCUCCUGCUGCACAGAAUCCUGGUGUACAGACCUCUGGUGUACAGCCACCUGGUGUACAGCCGAAUGGUGUACAGCCGAAUGGUGUACAGCCAAAUGGUCUACCGCCCGUGGGUUUACAGGAUCCUGACGUAUAUCCUUCAGGUUUACAGCCAUCCUGGUGUACAGCCUUAUUGGGCAGAAGUUUGCCCACAUCGGGCGGUUUCUGUGGGGCAAGUGGUAGCAGUCAGGAAGCCAACCAACGUCUGCAAUUGGGCUGCAGCUGCAAUUUCACCCUGGCAGGCCAACUGA